AUUCAGGAUUUAUCAAUAAGCUGGCCAGAUGAUAUGGAGUCUGAAAAUAGACAGCAAUGGAUAGGUGGCUUUGAGGAAGUAGCAGAUAUACUGAAUGAUUUAAAGUCGCUGCAGAUACUGAUUUAUUCCAACCCAGCACCAAUACUGGAACUUCUCACACUUUGCAAGGGUUUGAGGAAGCUCUCCAUUAGCAAUCAUCAUGCACGCUGUUACUUUUCCACUCCGAGGGAUUUGAACAGUCAUAAAUACAAACUAGACUUCCCACAUCUGGAAGAACUUGUGAUAGACCAUGCUGAUGGGGCAUUUCCAUUUAGUCUUAUUGUAAGCCUCAUUGACAGUAUAUCUCAAGGGUACAAUUCUUCAGCUGAGUGGAAAACCUAUUGGAUAAACACAGAAAUUCAGAUGGAUACAGAACAUGUUAGAAGAUUAGGUAGCUUUGUGCUGAGCAAGUGUUCUACGUUAUUCCUUGCGCUCACGCCCUAUUUCCGUGAGAUGGUUCAAAAGACUGGUAUCCUGCACAAUUUGACUGCAUUAUCAGUAAAGGGCCAGACACCAGUCAAUACAAAUCUGUCCAACAUCAUUAGUUCAUGUCCGAAGCUCAAAUGUUUGCAUGUCCUAUUUGGAUUGAAUGUUACAGUGGAUACAAGAAAAGUUAGUGAAAAACUGCCCAAGCUGGAACGACUCAGUAUAUGCUGCCAACCAGAACACGGACCUCCCAAAAUUGUAAAUGGAAUUGCACUGCUUCAUAACCUGACACAUCUCACAGUCCCAGUUUGUGCUCUCAUUGAGAAGCUGCCAGACAAGGAGAUUAAAGGAGCAAGUUCUGAGGUAGUCUAUACAGGAGGUUUUAAGAAAAGGCGUGUAGGGAUUACCCAGUGUCAGUCAAAUGCUGCAGUAGCUGCUUUCAACUUGGUGUUUGAUAAUUGUCCGCAUAUUGUCAUGCUAGAGAUUGGCUUUAACACAAGUACAUCAUGUAGUCCAGCCAAGGUACUCUGGGAAUGUUUGGAAAACAUAAAGAAAUUAAAGGGACUUACCCAUUUAACUUUGGAUGGAGUUCCUAUUACAAAUGGAAAUUUUCUUAUUGUGAUUACAAGAGAAUGUACUAAUUUGAAAUUCCUUCGCCUGAGAAGUUUGGGACCCUCAGGGAAGUGUGUGUACCUCAGCCAACUUAUACAAGCUCUUGCUUAUUGCAAAAAUUUAGUUAAUCUCAGAAUUCAGCAGAAUUACCUAGCCCCUGGCACUAACAUCUGGAAGGCCUUAGAAGCAUGCAACAGUCUACAACGAGUGUUCAUCAGCUCAGAGCGAGACACACAAGCUUUGGACCUGAAUGCUCUUGCCACUCUGAUUGACAAGCAGACCAACUUAGUAUUUGUGUUUGUCGUGGGCGCUAACACAUCAAAAGAAAAGUGCACCAAUUUUACCAGAAAGUACAAGAAGUUAGUCCGUCCAGCACUUGUGGUUCGUGUGAGGAACAUUUUGUAUGAUGUCUUUGAUGAAAAGAACACUGACAAUCGCACAACUCCAGCAUGUCACUAUAAUGAAAUGGUCACCUUUAGAAGUUGGGCCUUUGAUUAUGUACCUUAGAUAUA
Molecule: messenger RNA, 1589 nt
Organism: Penaeus vannamei (Pacific white shrimp)
Lineage: Eukaryota; Metazoa; Arthropoda; Malacostraca; Decapoda; Penaeidae
Source: RefSeq, a predicted model, not a curated record